Messenger RNA from Aspergillus neoniger CBS 115656, 359 nucleotides. RefSeq lists its product as uncharacterized. The record is from RefSeq and is a predicted model, not a curated record. Bases 69 to 290 code for a protein of 73 amino acids. NCBI's taxonomy places the organism in Eukaryota, Fungi, Ascomycota, Eurotiomycetes, Eurotiales, Aspergillaceae. The transcript has a single exon.
UUAACAAACUAUCAUUUACUGAAUACCAAUAAUUUACACCAAAGCAUAAAAUAAUCAAGGAUAAGAAUAUGCCAGAGGACCCAGUACUAUGCAAGAUGCAGUACUCCGUACACAUCGCUAAGAUCACAUCCGAAUCAACUCCACCUGCAAUGCUCCGACAUGCACGUCGUCGGUCUUGUUCGACUGUCAAUAAGGGGCUUUCCACACCAAGAUCCCGAAAGAUAACCCGAGACCAAAAUGGAAGACAGAGAAGCCAAGAAGCAGAGAAGAAGGGUAAAGCCCAACAAUAAAAUCAGUAUCAAGAACACGUGGAGACAAGCAUAUGUACCUGGUCGCAUCACGAUUAUCAAGGGUAUAAA